AGUUCAGAUGUUUCCAUGAAGAGCGGUUCGUCGGAGCAGAAGAACUCAACGCUGCACCGUGUCAAAGGAGACAGCCGGAUCUCUCUGAAGACACAAAACCCCAGACCCAGCAGGAGAAGGAGCACUGAGAGCAGCAUGGAGGAGAACAACGAGGCCCCCAGACCUCAGAAACAGAGAAGAAGAAGAAAAGAACCCCAACUUUUCAGCUGUGACCAAUGUGGGAAAGAUUUCACUGAAUCAAGUAAACUUCAGAGGCAUUAUCAUAUUCACACAGGAGAGAAACGACAAAGCUGUGAUCAAUGUGGGAAAACAUUUUCUCAAAAAAGUAAUCUUUCAGCCCACCAGCGCAUCCACACAGGAGAGAAACCCUACAGCUGUGAAGAGUGUGGAAACACUUUCACUACAUCAUAUAAUCUCAAAAACCAUUCUCAUAUUCACACUGGAGAGAAACCCUACAGCUGUGAAGAGUGUGGAAACACUUUCACUACAUCAUAUAGUCUCAAAAAUCAUUCUCGUAUUCACACUGGAGAGAAACCCUACAGCUGUGAAGAGUGUGGAAACACUUUCACUACAUCAUCUGUUCUCAAAGAUCAUUCUCGUAUUCACACUGGAGAAAAACCAUACAGCUGUGAAGAGUGUGGCAAGUCAUUCAUUGCAUCAGGUCAACUCACAAUCCAUCGUCGUGUUCACACUGGAGAGAAACCAUACUGGUGUGAAGAGUGUGACAAGUCAUUCAUUACAUCAGGUGAACUCACAGUCCAUCGUCGUGUUCACACUGGAGAAAAACCAUACAGCUGUGAAGAGUGUGACAAGUCAUUCAUUACAUCAGGUCAACUCACAAUCCAUCGUCGUGUUCACACUGGAGAGAAACCAUACUGGUGUGAAGAGUGUGACAAGUCAUUCAUUACAUCAGGUGAACUCACAGUCCAUCGUCGUGUUCACACAGGAGAGAAACCAUACUGGUGUGAAGAGUGUGGGAGAACCUUUUCUCAAAGUUAUAACCUUAAAGUCCACCAGCGCACUCACUCUGCCUCCAUCUGAUCAUUUUCUGAGUCAAGCUAGCAUUCCUCCUGAUUUUCUCCAAAUGUUCUAAUUUAAUUUAAAUGUAAGGGUUAUGCGCAUUCAGUGUCCAUUUACUGUUGAGUCCAGAGUUUUACAUUCUGGAGGAGUUAGACACCCCUCCUAUAAAAUGCAUCAUAA
Molecule: messenger RNA, 1200 nt
Organism: Gymnodraco acuticeps
Lineage: Eukaryota; Metazoa; Chordata; Actinopteri; Perciformes; Bathydraconidae
Product: gastrula zinc finger protein XlCGF17.1-like
Exons: 3
Coding region: 16-1041 (341 amino acids)
Biological process (GO): regulation of transcription by RNA polymerase II
Cellular component (GO): PcG protein complex; transcription regulator complex
Molecular function (GO): DNA-binding transcription factor activity, RNA polymerase II-specific; RNA polymerase II cis-regulatory region sequence-specific DNA binding
Source: RefSeq, a predicted model, not a curated record